Protopolystoma xenopodis is the source of this 534-nucleotide messenger RNA. The record is from the annotation of a GenBank genome assembly. NCBI's taxonomy places the organism in Eukaryota, Metazoa, Platyhelminthes, Monogenea, Polystomatidea, Polystomatidae.
AUGAUUCCAUGUGGUUAUCUACGCCAGACGGACAAUUGUGUGCCGCCCCUCCUCACGGCUACUACGACUAGUCACUGUCUGUUUUUAUUCAUAAAGGACAUUCGCAAGACACCAUCGUUGCGCCUGUGGAAGUCGGCGGAGGCACUUGUGCACAUAGCGCGAGUAGUCUGUCUCACCUUUCAUUGUUUAUGUAUGGGGUUUAUUGGUCUCGGCACAACAACCUCCGGUUCAACCGCGUUCUCUCAGCUUUUCAUUCUUGGCCUCUACUUUUCGCCUCAUUCCGCCUACCCUCUCGUGCUCCGCAGCCACUUCUUUGUCUUCCCUAUUGCUUUUGACCCAAAAUUUCUGUGUUUUAUGAACCUGUCUUUCUCUCCAGCUGCUCUUUUUUCUCUCCCUACCUCUUCAUUGUCUCUCGAUUACAUCAUAUGGCCCGGCAGCCCUACCUGCCUCUCCCUAACAUCCCAAACUCCUAGCUGGUUCUCGGCCUUGGAAUCCUCAUUCCGCAACCGGCUUCUAACGCCAAACUCCAUAUAG